This is a messenger RNA of Scylla paramamosain (green mud crab), 4954 nucleotides long. RefSeq names its product reticulon-4-like. Gene Ontology annotation, molecular function: ATP binding; protein serine/threonine kinase activity. Gene Ontology annotation, biological process: positive regulation of apoptotic process; protein phosphorylation; intracellular signal transduction. Gene Ontology annotation, cellular component: nucleus. The transcript is spliced from 7 exons. The record is from RefSeq and is a predicted model, not a curated record. Lineage: Eukaryota; Metazoa; Arthropoda; Malacostraca; Decapoda; Portunidae. The coding region runs from base 16 to 3393 and encodes 1125 amino acids.
GCCAAAGGAAGAAAGAUGAAGGGCCAGUUCGCCGUGGUCUACCACUGCCGCCAUCGCAUCACUGGAGAAGAGUUCGCGGCAAAGUUCUCGUCCCGAUGGCGUCUCGGCGCCGACUGCACCUCGGACAUCCUGCACGAGGUGGGCGUGUGCGCGCUGCUGCGACAGGCGCAGCGCACCGUGCAGCUGAAGGAAGUGUUCCGCACCGAGACGGAGCUGGUGCUCGUCAUGGAGUACGCCGCCGGCGGAGACCUGCAGACGCUGCUGGACGAGGACUUAGUGCCCUAUGAGCGUGACGUUAUCAGCUUCACGCGACAGCUCCUUGAGGGACUCGUGAAGGUGCACGACCUGAAUCUGGUGCACCUGGACAUUAAGCCGCAGAAUCUGGUGCUGAUGGGGGAAUUCCCGGAUUGCGAUGUCAAACUGUGUGACUUCGAGAUCUCCAGAUUUCUGACGCCAGGACGAGAAGUGCGCGAAAUUCUGGGCACCCCGGACUACGUGGCUCCAGAGAUCCUUCUCUACGAGCCAAUCACAAAGAAGACGGACAUGUGGUCCCUCGGCGUGCUGGUGUACGUGCUCCUGACGGGGUUCCUGCCCUUCGGAGGCGACACAGACCAGGAGACUUUCCGCCAAAUCUCGCGGGGGGAGCUUGACUUCCCCGAGGAGCUCUUCGAGGACAUCUCCGCCGAGGCCAUUGACUUCAUCAAGAAGCUACUCGUCAUGCAGCCUGAGCGUCGCAUGAGCGCCAAGGAGUGCCAGAACCACGAGUGGAUGAAGAAGGAAGUGUCCAGACCCGUGCCGUCAGACGUGGUCCCCCCCAAGCCCGCUGCGCCGCCCCUGUCAGCACCUGCAGCUCCCGCACCCACGACCCCAGCAUCCACGACUUCCACACCCACGACCUCCGUACCCACGACCUCUUCUGUCGUCAUACCCACACCAAUACCGUGCAUGCUUCCUACAGCCACACCCACCACACCCGCGACUAACAUCCCCACGCCCCCAAAACCCGUCUGCACCACACCCAUACCCAUCCCACUCCCACCUGCACCUGCCACACCCGCAUCCUUUGCACCCUCAGCCUUCACACCUGUCACAGCAGCACCCUUCACACCCGCCACGCCUGCAGCCUUCACACCUGCCACACCCGCGUCUUUCACACCAUCUGAACCCAACACACCUGCAUUGCCAGAGCUUAGCACGCCCACCGUUGACAUCGGCCGCCCACCGCUGCACCCACUCACCCCCGUCAAGCAGUUCGGCCCCGUCUUCCCUGAGCCCGGCUCCUCCUGCCUGAGUUCGCCGGUCACCGCCGUGCCUCACUCAUUCCUCCAGCGGUCUGAGUCACGCUCCCUGUCCAGACACAACCUGGACCGCAUCAGAAGCAUGUCCAAGUCCCGCGAGGUCCUAUCAGAGAGGAUCCAGAUGUCCAACCUGAAGAAGACGAUUUCGAAAUCACGAGAGAGGCUCUUCGAUGCCAGACUGGGACUGUCCACAUCCCGGGAGAAGCUGAUGGGUCUUCGGUCCUUCUCUCAGUCUGUUGAGGCCCUGUCAGCUCUCUCUCACUUAAACCAGGAGAACGCCGUCUACAAGAGCUGCAUCAACAUCUUCGGCCCCAUGAUCACCCCCACCACGAAGGAAGUCGACGAGUGCAGGAUGUACAAAAGUCUUGCUGCCAUCGACCAGAUCGACGAGUUCGAUUGUGGGCACAAGCCUGGCUACUUCGAGUCCAGGCUCUCCAAGGACGAUGAAGAUUACAAUGACAUCGUCACCAUGCACAACACCAACCUCAACUCUGUCAUCACUGUCCAAGACACCAGUAAGCCAGGGAGCGGCAGCUACAUGGUGAACGAAGCAAGACGGCGAGGUGGCCGCGGGGCUGACAUCUGCGACAAGCGAUGUCCUCGUCACAACCACAGGCAGCCCGAGGCACAGCCCACCCAGAGGAUCCCAAAGGUCAACCGAGCUGAGAAGAUGAAGAAGGAGGCACAGAGAAGGCGCAAAGAGAAGAAAGAAAGGGAAAGGGAAGAAAAAGAAAAGCAGAGAGCACUUUCAGUAACUGACGCUGAUGUCAUAACUCGCAACAACAAAGCUACACAAGAGAAAUCUGGUGACAGCACAACCUCUCCUGGUGGGCGGCGGCGGUCCAUGUCCCACGUGGAGCAGCGCCUAGCCGAGAGACACGAACGCCAGCAGGAGAGGCUAGAAAGGCAGGAGAGAAGGAACAGCCUCAGCCACAGAAGACCAGACACAGUAGAUCCUGAUAAGAGUCCCGUCACCGAGAGGCAGCGGUCUGGGAAAGGCGUCGGCAGCCUUGCAGUGCCGCACGAACGCCCUCGCAGCUCCACUCCCACAAGGAAGACAAGAAGCAAGAAGCCAUCGAGUGGCGGCAGCGACGUGUCCCAGGCGUCCUCCCUGGAGAGUGUGGAUGGAAGUCUGGAGAGUCCACGAGCUCCACCACGACCCCAAAGGCCGACCUCCCUGGACCUGCCGGAGAUCAAGAUUUUCCCCGACGAGGUGGCUCCAGUGUGCCUCAGCGGAGACGUCAACGACAACAUUCUGAAGGAAGACCCGCGCGGAGAAAUCGACGAGGCCUACGUUUCCUUGGAGGAGCCAGUGCCCUGCAUCAGGAGCCAAAUUACUCCCACGGUCUGCAUCAGCGAGCCAAGCACCACUACCACCCCCACCACCGCCAUCACCACCACCACCACCUCCUCCUCCUGCUCCUCCUCUUUGCCGCACGCCACCAGGCCUGAACGUCCAGUGAGGAAAUUCACAGAACUACUAGACAACCCACUUUUCGUCAGACAAGCCGAGAUCAGUAACAAAAACUGUGUCCAAAACCACCCAGACGGCGAACCCACUGAGCCCAACAGUGCCGACCAGGAGAAGGAGAAGAUCCCACAAGUUGUCUUUGAGCGCACCCCGAUCGGUUCAGUUGAACUCUCCAUCAUCGAGGAGGAGGACGCACAAAGUCUGAAGAAGCCUGCAUCCUCGUUCUUUCGGUCCAUUUCCACCAGCAGCGACGUGGGGAGCAUGGUGAGUGAGAGCAGUGAAUAUUCUCUGGACAGGGAGGAGAGCGGCGCCCGCAGUCCAGGCAUCGACACUGACCUCACUGUGGAGUGGAAGAGCCGCAGCCGAGCCACCAGUUUCCACAACAGUCCCAUCCCGCCCAAGCCGCGUAUCAGGUCCAGAUCGAACUCUUUCAACCUCGAGUCCCCUGUGAAUCCUGCGCGCCCCUGGGGAACCCUCUGCGACGGCGCCGUGGCGCGAGCCAUGGAGAAAUUCAACAUGAAGCCCGAGGAGCAGCCUCACCCGCCCGCCACCACGGAAAAGAGCAGGCGCCAGUCCUCACCCGUCAUGUCCCCGUCAGCAGGCGACGUCCCCACGAUGCGAUGAGACUACCAGUGACGAAUCUUGACCAUACCAAUGUUUCCGCUCGUCUCCAGGAACCACUAGUCCACUGUGUGCCCACCAAAUAUUGUUGCGUCAGUCAUUAUUGUUCAGCAGCUAACGCGUAAAGACACAAUGAUCAAUACUUAAUACCAAUAUAAUAACUAAGUCACUUAGUUAACCUUUCAAGGCAUUAGUUUAACCAAAUGUGAUGAAGGUAAACACAGCACGCAGCACCCAAGUUACCAACGCUAGGCAGCACGUCCCCCGUCUGCCGUUUGAUCCUCGCCGCUAGUCACCGUCCUGCUGGCGGGCACAGCAGGUGUCUGGGCCGCUGUGCCUCGGAGCGGUUAGCCGUCCCUUUCACAACACCGCGCCAGCAACUUCCUGCAGCGAGUAAACUACCGCCUUUUUCCUUCGUUUCGAUGUGAUGCAAGUCUUCUGCAGUCUGAACAAGUCUUUCGCGUUUGAACGGCGCCGUGUUGCCAUGAAGGUCACGGUGCCACGUAGCAAGUAAUCAAAACCCUGUGUGUGGAUGAUAAUGACGUUCUAGUUUUCAAUAUUUGAGAUGCGAUCCUUGAGUCGCGAUGUGAAUCACUGCGUGUCUGUGUUUGCCUUCCCUUCCUCCUCAUCCCAGACGUGCCUGCUGACGCGGUGCUUCUUAUAAAACGGGUAUUUUACACUUCUGACCACACUGGUGCCGUGCUCGGCCUGCCUCGCCCCCAGGAACUUCUCGGCGUGACUCUGCAUUAUGGGAGGAACCGGGUGAUCCGCUUACUCAAACCCCGAUGCUAAAAUAACCAAAAUAAUUUAAGAACAUGAUACAAACAACGUAAUUAAUCUCGCGUAUAAGUAAAUUCAAAUCAAGUGCCUUUAAGUAGGAGAAAAUAGUGCCUUUUAUCGGGGUGGGUAAGCUGUAGUGUAUGUUUCUGUCACCUUCCCUGUGUUUGGCAAGUCGCCGCUCGGCCCCAGCCGCUGGACGGAGGGACAACAGCAUUUCACUCCUGGGACGGCCGCAGGCAGGACAGGGCGGCCCAUCUUGACCUUGAUCUUCACCCACCACCUCCACACGUUGCCAAGUGCUGAUGCUUUUGUAACCACAAAUACAUAAUUCCAUACCAAUAAACCUCUACGAAGCAUGAUUUUUUUUGUAUUUCACUUGAUAUAAUACUGGAGAGGACAAAGAGCUCCAGUCCAUGUAUUUCAGUUCGGGUUUGUACUACGCAUUGGUAGAUGAUUCAUAGCCUACUGAUUGGUUGGAAAGGAAUUUUUAUUGUACUGUGAGAAAAUAACUGUUUUACUAUGUACGCAACCUAAUAUCUUUUUUAAUCUUGUAGGAGUAACGUUUGGUGUCACUAUUAUAAUGAAUUAGUUGUGUAUGGCAAUAGGAACACGAUUUAGUUCCCUGCUUGUUAUACAGCCACAAGUAUCUUUUCUCCUGUCAACUAUUGCUUUUUAUAAUAACACCAUUAACCUCUCUUUUAUGUGCAUUACCAACAUAUAAACAUUGUGGGAUACUGACCCUUAAUAAAUGUUCAUGGAAAUAAAAAAUAUGACGACGAUGCCA